CGCGAGCCCGCCGGCACGCAGGCGCGCGCCCGUCGGUUGAGCAGGAGCCGUGGCGGCGCCGCAGGUUCUUGUUCCUUCCUGGAGGAAGUGUCAGAAAGGAAUGACGCCUGACUAGUGAAGUGUGGACACAGGUGUGAGUUCAGCGAACCAAGCAAGCUUCUGCCUUGAGGAUCUUGGAGAAUCACCCAGCACCGAGUUCACGUGUCUCUCUCCACGGUAGCGCUGGCCAGGGAGGCCUCUCCGACGUGAAUGUUAGCAGAAGCAAGUGUCAAACAUGCUCCGUGUGAAAAGACCUUUGAGGUGCUUUGCUCAGGAGUGCAAACUCGGAAAACUCCUUAGCAAGAAAUAGGACCCCCGGGAAACUGAGCGUACCCCCCACCCCAGUGCACAUGCCCAGGCCCACCUUGCCUCUGAAGCCGCUGCAGGAUGGAUGAGUCGGAUGAGGAUUUCAAGGAACUCUGUGCCAGCUUUUUCCAAAGGGUGAAAAAGACCACCAAGGACUCGGUUGGGGAGAGGAAAGCACAGAGGGGUGCGGACAGCAGCGAGCCGAGGAGCAAGGUGCUGAGGGCCAGGCGGGCUGCGAGUAAGGCGCUCCCCGGCAGCCAGGCGGCCCGGAGGAGAAGGCCAAAGGCGGCCCUGGAGAGUGAACCGGGUCCACCCAAAAGUGGGGACAGCGGCGCAAGCGCUUCUGCCAUGCCUCCGGAAUGCAGGAACACCCCAGCAGAGAGUGCUCCCAGCUGCGACGCCCAGCAUCCUCCUUGUCCAAGCGAGCCGUUGCCAAGUUCCCCCAAGCCCCGCGCAGCCGAGCUGGCCGUACGGCGCAUGCAGCAGUUCAAGAGAGCGCACCCCAAGCGCCUGAGACAUGCCUCCAGCGGGGGCUCGCAGGAGGCCACCCCCGAAGACGACAUCCCGGAGCGGCCUGGAGAGGAGCCCACAGCAGCGCCCGACACCGGGCUCCCUGCCGCGGGCGGCGACACUGCGGUGGCCCGGGCCCUGCAGCAGGAGCUGGGGCAGGAGCAGGUGGCCCCCUGCGGCGGCAGCCCGGAGGACAGCGGGCUGUUCUGCUGCCAGAUCUGCCAGAAGAACCUGACUGCCAUGAGCGUGGCGCGCAGGGAGCAGCACGUGAACAGGUGCCUGGACGAGGCUGAGAAGGCUGUGAAGUCUCCGGCGCCUCCCGUCCCCGAGUGUCCCAUCUGUGGCAAGCCCUGCCUCACGCCCAAGAGCCGGCUCAGCCACCUGAAGCAGUGCGCGGUGAAGAUGGAGGUGGGCCCGCGGCUCCUGCUCCAGGCUGUGCGGCGGCAGGCAGCGCCGCCCGAGGGCACCGACGCCCCAGGGACCCCGGUCUGCAGCAGUCACGAGGGAGGUGUGAAGCAGAAGGGAGCCCCCAGCAAGGAGCCGCGCAAGAGACGGAAGGUCGGACACGAGCCCCCCUCCGAGGACCUGCUGGUGGCUCUGGCGCUGUCGCGCUCCGAGAUGGAACAGGAGGCCGUGCCCGCUGUGUUCAGACUGGGAAGCGCUGCCGCGGGGACCGGGCCGGGAGCGGAGAAGAGGGGUCGCAAGAAGAAAGACCCCGUGUCCCCACCCCGGCUGCUGGUUCAGGACCCGGAGACCACAGGCCGGCAGCUCGAGGACCGCGUGGGCCAGCUCCUGGCGGAGGAGGUGGAGGUGGCCAGCACGCCCCCGCUGCCCGCCAGCAGGAUUCGGGAGGAGCUGGGCACUGCCAGCUGGUGUCUGCGGCCGCCUGUGGGGAAGCCUAACUUCCUGUGGGAGGGUAGCACGCUGGCCCAGGGCUGGCCCCCAGACGCCUACUACUCGGCCCGUCUCUGCCCGUCCCUGAGGCCCCAGCAGCCUGCCCAGGCUGCCACGCGGAAGCUCACGUCUUCGUGGCCCCCAAGCUCCCACCCUGCAGAGACCCCGUCCCCGUCAGCCAGCCAGAGGGAGCAACAGGCCCUGCAGGACCUUGUGGAACUGGCAAGAGAGGGGCUGGGCGGCAGCCAGGGGCCCUGCAGCGGGGGCCCUGCCAGCUCCGGAGGGGCCACAGGGGAGCACUGGGCGUCGGGCUGCCUCCCGCCCACGGGGUUUGUCCUGCCAUCUGCAGAGCCCCUGGACCAGGAUGGCCGAGCCGCGGAUGCGCUGGGCCGGCUGCUGGCCGACUUCAGCGCCAUGGUCAACAACCCCCACCUGAGUGACGUGCAGUUCCAGAUGGACAACGGGGAUGUGCUCUACGCCCACCAGUUUGUGCUCUAUGCCCGCUGCCCGCUUCUCAUGCAGUAUGUAAAGAGUGAGGGCUUCCUGGCCGUGGAGGACGGUGAUCUGAGAGUCCAGCGUGUGCUGCUGAGCGACGUCAGCACGGAGGCCACCCGGGCCUUCCUGCACUACCUCUAUGCUGCUGAUGCCAGCCCAGCCCCCAAGCUGGCCGCUGACCUGAGCUCCCUGGCGCACAGGUUCGGCGUGCGGGAGCUGCUGCGCCUGUGCCCGCGAGCCCCCGCUGGGGCCGACGCUGUGGGCGGGCAGCAGGAAGAGCAGGAGGGCGGUGCCCGGCAGGCCGAGAGCUUCCAGGAGCUGCUGCGGUCCAUGUGGGCCGGGGAGGAGGAAGACGCCGAGGACGCGGCAGAGCCCGAGACGCGGGAGGAAGACAGAGAAAACGUGGAUGACGCCGACAUGGACGAGAUUUAUGAAUUCGCAGCUACGCAGCGGAAGCUGCUCCGGGAGGAAGCUGCCGUGGAAGCUGCGCGGGAGCCGCUGAGGGAGCACAGUCCGCUGAGGGAGCACAGUCUGGACCGGGUCCUGCGCCCGGAGCCCACGGAGUCUCCCGAGAGAGCAGGGGGCGAGGCCCCAACGGAAGAACUCAGUCCCCGCAGCCUCACGAGCCCUGUGGGGGGCUCCCGGGCCACUGCCGGCGAGCAGCCCUUCUCAGCACCAGGAGACCCCCGACCACCUGAGGCAGAGCUCAGCAGAGCCCGGGACGGGGCGCCCUCCCAGCAGGCACCCCCAGGGUCCCCCUGCCUCCUGCCACAGCCCCCGCCCCUCGGUGAUUCAUCCCCUCUGGCGCCCUCAUCACAGGGGGGCGCUUCCGUGACACCCACCCAGAACUCACCGCCCCAGCAGGAGAGGCACAGAGGGGACCUCACGCUACCUGAAGGGCCAGCGCGUGAGAACGGCUGGGGAUGCCCCAUCUCCCCGGAACAGUCUCUCUCCAUUGACCUGACGCAGGCGAAGGCCAGCCCCCGUUCUCCAUCUGAAGUCAUCCUCCUGCUGGACUCCGAUGAAGAGCUGGAGCUAGAGCAAACCAAACUCAGGUCAGGAGGAAGGAGACUUCUAGAGUCCAGCCCCAAGUCCUGCGAGCUAUUCUCCAUCAUCGACGUGGAUGCUGACCCAGAAGGCGCCCAGAGCUCCCCUGCGGGAGAGACGGCGCCCCCGCAGGAGGACCCGUGGGGGGACAGAGGUACCCCGCCGCUCUUCUGCGACCCUGAGAGCAGCCCCGAGACUGACCGGGAGUCCUCGUGGCUGGUGCCCGCCACCCCACUGGCCAGCGCCAGCUGUGAUCACUCCUCCCAGACCCAGAUCUCGGGCCUCGGGUCCAGGACGUUGGGGAAGCCAGUGGCCCAGCCCAGGACUCCGGUACAAGAGGGGGACAGGCCCAAGGCCACGGAGAAGUCGCCGGUGAUGGUGCUCCAGGCACGGUCGCCAGCACGUCCUUGCCCGGUCACCCCGGGAAGCCCUGAGAGCAGACGGCAGGUCCCCAGAAGUACAGGCCGACACCUCGCCCACUGCUCCCCCGCGUCUCCCCAUCGAGACUCACGGGCCCGCCCCAACUUGCCCCCACACUUCCACUCCCCCAAAUGCAGCCCCCCAGGGGUGGCCAGUGAAGUGGUGGAAGUUGAGGACAGUGAGGAGGAGGAGGGAGGCUCCGCCCACCGGGCCCGCAGCAGCCCCCUGCUGGACGGGGACCCCCCCCUGCCCCCUGACUGCAGCUGGAACGCAGAGCCCCUCUCGCCCAUCCCCAUCGACCAUCUGAACCUGGCGCGCGCAGGACCCCUGAGUGCCAGCAGCCCCGACGGCAGGGCCAGGGCGGCCCCGGACAGUGCGGCGGGCCGCUCCCCGGCUCGGCUCAGCACCACCCCCAUCAGGGGCAGCUGCCCGGGCCCGAGGGGCUCCCCAGGGAGCGGCAGGCUGAGCUUCCUGAACUCCUCUCUGUGGGACGACUGGGACGGCGAAGAGCAGAAGUCUGCGGAGCUUCCGGUGCUGGCCGGGACCCCAACUCAGACCCCUGGCACUGACAGGGCCCAGAGGUCCGGAGGAUUCCAGACGCCAAAAGGUGCUAACCGGAAGAACUUGCCCCCGAAAGUCCCCAUAACCCCCAUGCCGAGAUAUUCCAUCAUGGAGACCCCGGUGCUGAAGAAGGAGCUGGACAGGUUUGGGGUCCGCCCUCUGCCCAAGCGCCAGAUGGUUCUGAAGCUGAAGGAGAUCUUCCAGUACACCCACCAGACGCUGGAGUCGGACUCGGACACCAGCGGCCAGCUGGCACAGUCGCCCCCGAAGGCACCAGAGGCCACCGUGGGGCCCAAGGGCCCCCAAAGUCUAAGAAGGCAGCAGCCGGCGGAAGACACUGUCCCUCCGAGUACCUUCCCAGACCCUGAUGGUGACACCGAGCUCCCUGCCUCACAGGAGUCCGCGGCCACGGGCAGCAGUGACACCUCCUUCAGCUCACACAGUUCCUCCGGGGAGUUCGGCACAGCCUUUGAGUCCGCGGGAGAAGAGGAGGAGGGCGAGGACAGUGUCAGCGCGUCGCAGGCGGCUGUGCGGGCGGCGGCCACAGAGGCGGCCGUGAGCCACUUCAUCCGCUCCCGGCCCGCCCUCUACCGCAAGGUGCUGCAGUACCAGCCCCUGGAGCUGGCAGAGCUGCAGGCCCAGCUCAAGCAGCAUGGCAUCCGGGUGGCCGCGGGGAAGCUGCUGGACUUCCUGGACGCCCACUGCAUCACCUUCACCACGGCUGCGGCCCGCAAGGAGAAGACCAGGCGGAAGGGGCGACGGCCCGGGAGCAAGAGCAGGGGGCGCAGGGCCAAGGGGCCCCCUGCCCCGUCGGCACCCCUGGCCGCCGGCAGCCCGUGAAGCCCCGCCCCGCCCCCUCCCAGUCGUGUCUCAGGCAUCUGAGUGUCUGUCCUGGGAUGGACAGUCCGGCCACCCACGGCUCAGAGGCCCAGAGGUGCAUGUGGGGGGCAGGUCUCCGUCUUGGUGUGUCCUUGUCCCGUAUCGUGCAAUAAAAAGCUUCCAGCUG
Molecule: messenger RNA, 5278 nt
Organism: Sorex araneus (European shrew)
Lineage: Eukaryota; Metazoa; Chordata; Mammalia; Eulipotyphla; Soricidae
Gene: SLX4
Product: SLX4 structure-specific endonuclease subunit
Exons: 15
Coding region: 427-5112 (1561 amino acids)
Biological process (GO): meiotic DNA double-strand break processing; DNA replication; interstrand cross-link repair
Cellular component (GO): nucleus; Slx1-Slx4 complex
Molecular function (GO): enzyme binding; DNA binding
Source: RefSeq, a predicted model, not a curated record